CUCACCCGGAAGCGGAAGCAGUCGGGUUUCCAUGGCGGCGGCUGUGGUGGCUGAGGCUCCCGUGCUAUGGCGGCGGCUGCUAGAUUAUUUGCCCCGGGGGAGACCUGCCUUGGCUGCUCUGUUCGGCCGGCUGUCGGACCGCCUGACCCGGGGCCGGGAGCGCCGCGCACGCAGGUGAGGGAGGGUGGCCGGCAGGCCGGUUUUUCACCUGCGGCGGCUCCUGCAUUUUUUUCCAGGGAGGGCUCGCGCUUAAGAGAUUCAGAGACUAUCUUGGGCUGGGCGCCUUCCUAGUGGAAAGUAACUGUCGCUAAGGUUGUGUCGGCGUCGUGUUUAAGUGCAUGUUGGCGUGUGUGGGAGGGGGAGACUGAAUGAUAGGGGCGGGACGGGAUAGUCCUUGAGAGUAAAGUCUGGGGUACCCUGUAAAGUGGGUAUGGGGAGGGCCAGUUGUAGUACCUGCGUGUAUUUCUGUAGGAAGGGAGAAAAGAAUAAGGUACUGUCGGCCAAAGAGAAGCUCGUCGGCGUAUACAGUGGUACCUCUGGUUAAGAACUUAAUUCGUUCUGGAGGUCUGUUCUUAACCUGAAACUGUUCUUAACCUGAAGCACCAUUUUAGCUAAUGGGGCCUCCUGCUGCACCACCGGAGCACGAUUUCUGUUCUCAACCUGAAGCAAAGUUCUUAACCUGAGGUACUAUUUCUGGAUUAGCGGAGUCUGUAACCUGAAGCGUAUGUAACCCAAGGUACCACUGUAUUUUUAUUUGGUGGAAAUGUGUACUCCUGCUGUACUUAGAGAUUUGCAGAGUGGCUAGCAGUAAACGCAACAAAGCAAUCAGAGCAACUUAAGAGGAGCAGAAGGUAAAAACCACAGCAUUCCAAAAACCCUAGGGGACGAUUUAAAGCCUGGUUCAGCUAAUGUUUAAAAAAAGGAUUGAGCUGGAGGUCUUUUUAACUCAUGGUUCUCCUGCAGUCCUCAAAAUGGAAGCUCUUGUGUUCAUGCCAAGUGGAGCCUUUUCGCAUCAUAUGGCAACAUUUGUGCUGCAGAUAGGAGUUGCAGUAGUGUUGCGCUAGUGUUUCCAACAGCAAAUGCAUAAAAUGUACGGAACAUAUGUGCAUCUUUAACUAAGAGUGUCUGGGAACCCUAAUUAGACUGCAGUUUCUUGAUGUGUGUGUGUGUGCGUUUGCUGUAAGAAACACAGGUGUGUACACAGCACUUUUUCAUGUAAAGGUUUGCAGCUGUUAUCAACUCUUCCUGCCAGCAUGGGGCUAAAAGGAUAACUUUGGAAUUCAGGUGAUUGUGUUUGAAGCAUCUUGUGAUAAGGCUACAGUUUCAGCACUUCAGUAUAAAUUAGUUUCCUUUUGCUAAAAUUCAGGAAGCUUCCAGACCAAAUUCAGGAAGCUUCCAGACCAUUGCUGGACCAUUCCAGACCAGGAAGGGGAGAAGGGGCUGUUGGAUGCUGCAGCGAUGGCGGUGGCUUCUUGGUGCUGAGCGAGGAAAGGCCAUGCCGAGCAGGAAUGUCGCUGCUGCUCCCUGGCUCUGGGCCCCUCUGCCACCAGCGUCUCAGCAUCAAUGCCCCCCAUCUCUGCUUCCACCUUUAGCCCAGAUCCUUGAGGACUGGCAUCAUGUUCUGGAGGAUGGCACCUCAGGAAGGGCUGGUGGGGGUGGAAGAGGGAGCCUCUUCCUUACCCAAAACCCUGGGGAGCCGCUGCUGGUCCGCGUCGGCAACAGUGCUUUCGGUGGAGCUGCCGGGCCGACUCGUGAGGAGGUCCCCAAAGGCAGCGCACCUCAGGGGAGAAGGAGGCCGAAGGCGCACCGAUAAUCUCCACUCCUUGGGGAGGGAGGCAUGCGCAAAGCGAAAGGAAACUCAACCUGGAUUGGGCUCGCCGCCAUGGACUCCCCUCCCGGCACCCUCCCAUCUCUAUCCACCACAGGAUCCUAAGAACAAGUGACGCCCCCCCCCCUUGCCCGGAUAAACACCCUCGCCGCCGCACAUCCCUCUCCCAAGUCCCAACAGGGGUCUCCAAACUGCGCUUUGGCGCAUGGCAGCUGGCAUCUCUUGUUCCUCUCUCUUUCUCUCCCUCCGUCUUCUAACCCGGAAGCAUCAAUGGCCCCCUGCAGCAUCAACAGCCCCCUUCUCCGCUUCCUGGUGCUGAGCAAGGGAAGGCCGUGCUGAAAAGGAAUGUCACUGCCUCUCCCCAGCCCUCAUUUCCAGGUUAGAAGUGUUCGUAUUCCAAGUAGUUCGUUAACUAGGCUGUUCGUAGACCAGGGUACCACUGUAUUUGAUUGGGAGGUCUUGUGCAAUAAAUUGACAUGCAGAAAAAAUCAUAUCCUUGUGAUAAGAAAUGUGAUGAGGAAAUGCAAUGGGUGAGAUAAAACUUGUCGGACCUCCCUGCUAGCAAGUCAGAAUGAAUGCUUAAUAAGCAGGUAGACUGGAGAAGACUGCAUUGCCUCCUUGAAUUAUGUACUGUAUUAUGUUUGUGAGAAACAUGAUAUACAUCAUUGGUGCAUGAAUGUUUUGAAAUCCUGGCGUGUGUCUGGACAUGUUUUCAUUAUGUGUAUGACUGGGGAACGUGCCACUUGCUCAUACUUUACUGCUUUGCUUAAUACAUUGUCUUCAUGAAAUUAACCAUCAUGGGCAUACUGUUGAAACUGUACAGAGUAAAGAGGAGUAAAAUUCAUGCAAUCUGCUUUUUAAAAAGAUCCCAUGUACCUCACCAGACAUUCUUUUCGUGAAUUUGGUAUUAACACCUUACAUGUUUCAUUCUUUUGUGGAAACGCUACAGAAAACAAGAUUUUUCCUGUACUAAAGCUGUUUACUUUGAAUGUGAUGCUUCUUGGAAAUAGCAUUCCGUGAUUCCUAAAAGCUCAGGAGUUUAUUGUUGGCUUAAUUCUUUUCCCUGUAUGGUAAUUUUUGUUCUUGUUCAAGCUUCUCCAGAUCUUCCUCAUCCAAGGACUAGGUUACCUCUUUUUGCAUAUAAUGUGAUGAUUUGGUAAAAUGCGCUUUCUAUUUGAAAAGCAUUUAUUAUGAACAACCUUGUUAUACAGCUGUGAAAGAUUCUGGCAUUUACAAAGAGUUUCCUUUUAUUGAAUCAGACUAUUGAUGCAUCAAGCCUAGGGGGCAGCAACCUUUCUCAGCCGUGGGCUGGUCCACCGUCCCUCAGACAAUGUGGUAGGCUGGACUAUAUUUUGAAAAAAUAAGUAAAUGGAUGAAUUCCUAUGCCCCACAAAUAACCCAGAGAUGCAUUUUAAAUACCGUAAUUUUUGCUCUAUAAGACUCACUUUUUCCCUCCUAAAAAGUAAGGGGAAAUGUCUGUGCGUCUUAUGGAGCGAAUGCAGCCUGCGCAGCUAUCCCAGAAGCCAGAACAGCAAGAGGGAUUGCUGCUUUCACUGCGCAGUGAUCCCUCUUGCUGUUCUGGCUUCUGAGAUUCAGAAUAUUUUUUUCUUGUUUUCCUCCUCCAAAAACUAGGUGCGUCUUAUGGUCUGGUGCGUCUUAUAGAGCGAAAAAUACGGUAAAAGGACACAUUCUACUCAUGUAAAAACACGCUGAUUCCCGGACCGUACGUGGGCCAGAUUUAGAAGGCGGUUGGGCUUCAUCCGGCCCACGGGCCUUAGGUUGCCUACCCCUGAUCUAGCCCAACAUCCAUUUUGAUAUUGUAGCACUUGGCAAGCCGCCUAUCACACUUGAAUUGACUUGGAAAUAAGUGAAGCUAUAUUUUUCUGCCCCCAUUGGGAAAUGGUUUGGCGUAUUUCUGAUAUCACCAAAUACUCUUCUGCCACUCUCUCUUCUCUCCCUCCUCAACUAGCUAAUGCUGUGGUGCUGGUGGCAAGCUGGGAAGAAACAGCAAGAAUAGCAUUUCCUUGCUGUUUCAGCUCUCCAGAUUUGUAGUUUUCUCAAUAAACUACUGAUACUGUGGUAGCCUUUGGGAAAACUACCUUUGCCACAGGUAAUUUUGCCUGGUGAAAGAAGAAGGGAAUAACUUCUGCUUGUAACUUGAGCAUCAGCUGUGGGGUUUAGAUGGGGAAUGGCUGGGUAGUAGACUAGGACAUUGUCUCUGGGUUGGAGUAUAGUUUGAACUUGAGGAGGGUUUAAGGGUAAAAAUAUACUCCUUGUAUUUGAGGCAAGCACUGUGAGCCUCAGCGACUCAUAUUUCCAAGUUUCAGGAUCUUGGUAAUGUCUCUGACUACAGACACAUGCUUUGAAUAGCGCAUGGAGCUGGGAGGUGUCUCUGCUUAUUGGCAAAAAAGGGUUUAGCAGUAAUACAAGGUGUGAGUGGCUGAUUUACCAUCUUCUGGCUAUGACAAAGGUCCGUCAGUAAGGGCUGAAAGAUUGUGUGAGGUGUGGUUGGAGGGAGAUUUAAGGCGGGGGCUACAUCUGUGUGUGAGACUGGCUACAUAGAACUACUGGUUUUGAUUUAUAAUUGUAUAUAACUAUAUUGUCAUCAAAUCCUUAUAACCUUUUUUUUGAAAGUUAAUAAAUAUUUAAUAAAAAAGAAGUGAUUUUUGAGAUUGAUUGGCAUUAGUUUCAGAGUUGGGCUGCAAAAUUAAACCUUGCUCCUGCAUGUAAGUAGCCAUGUUUAUUUGACUUUUCUUGAUCAAUGAAUCCAGUGCUUAUUUUGCUCAUUUUUGACAUAUUAGCGUUGCAACUAUAUUUAUGUCCCAAGGCAGCUUAUUCUCCACUUGUUUUAUGAUUUUCUUUUUGUACUGCAAUCUUUUUUAUGUCAGCUAUUUGGAAAGGUCCCCUCGGGCUUUCUGCUGUUUCUGUAGCCAUCUGGCAGCAGGCCUUUUAUUUUCUUCGUAAACCUUAAAAAUGCAAAAGUGAAGGACUGGAGAAGCACAGCUGGAGUGCUCAUUUGGUUGUUAGGUGAUUGCGGAAGUUUGGCUGCUUUUUUUGUUUCUGUGCAAAAGCAUAUAUAAAUAAUAAAAAUAUAGUAAUGCUCUCAAACUUCACAUAACUGUCAGCUGCAGAUGUAAUGGGUUCAGUGUGAAAUAAUGAAUUUGGUGCUGUGACAUAACUUCUCUCAAGAAUUUACUUUGGAAGAAUGAGACAUCAUUUGUUUUUAGAAUGUUUUUAGAAUGUUGGAUUAUUUGAUUGUUUGAUUAUUUGAUUGUUGUUAGCCGCCCUGAGCCCGGCUUUGGCUGGGGAGGGCGGGAUAUAAAUAAAAUUUAUUAUUAUUAUUAUUAUUAUUAUUUUUGGCAUGUUCAUUACUAUCAACCCACUCUUCACUCAUUUACUUAACAAUAUACCAGAAACUUACGUUUAUCUGUUUCAGACAGUUUGGGGCAACCAAAAUAGUAAUGCUUGUGAAUCAACGUUUUCUCUGUUUUGCAUCUCUGGUAUCGGUUGCUCUCUUUCAUAUGUCAAAUUUACUAGCAUCCUGUAACUAACUAGAAACAGUUUCCCCUGAUCUGCGGCUAAAUUCAACUCUGUAUUUCUCUUACAUGUUCAUUUUCAGGUAAAAUCAGUGCUUUUUUUCUGUGGGGGGGGAUGCAGGGGUACGCGUACACCUAAACAUCUUUAUACUUUUGACCAUUUACUGUAUUUAUUUCCCCCGAUUUGGACUAUAAAAUGCUGAUUUUCUUGAGAAAAUGAGAGUACCCCUAAACAUUUUUUAAACAAAAGCACAGGGUAAGAUGAUACAUAACAUAUAGUACAUAAUAGAUCCUAAGGAAUGUCAAGGCUAUUUGCCCUUUUCAAGAACUAUGGAAGGCAAUAAGAAGUAGUAUGGAGGAGAUUGUAACUAGUGUGCUUUUUCUUGUUAGAACCUCCCCCCGACCCUAUUGUAAUUUGCAGAAUUCCUGAAAAGAGCUUAUAUAGUUAUAUAGUUGCUCCAAACAUGGGUUAUCAAAUUGAUAAGGUUAAUAAUAUAUGAUUAACAUAUAUUUGUGAGAGAAUAUAUUCUGUGGGAGUGAUAUGCUACUGUUUUUUACUGGUUAAUGGAGGAAACAGCAGGCUAGGGCAUCUCAUUUGGCCAUGAGACAAUGACUUACAUUGCAGCAGCUUUUGGCUAUAAGCACUAAACUUGACUGACUGACUAUGACAUAGGGUCACACUAGGUGUGAAAACUUCCACAGAGCUUUUCAUUAAGGGUGAUUUGCAAUAACAGGAUGCUAUAAUGGAGCCAUGUGUGUUUUUGGUGCCUGGCUCCUAUUUUCAGGAAUUCUCUCAGAACUAAUGUUAUAUAUUUUUUCAACUACAUGUUUUAGAAUUGCUCGUCAGACAUUUUGUUUGUCCCCCCCCCAACACUCCCCAAGUCUUAGAGCUUGAGUUUUGAUCUCUAAACACCAUUUACCGUAUUUUUCAGUGUGGUAAACCCAGACCCAUUUUCAUAUGUCCACUAGGUGCACUCAUUUAUAUCUUUGAAACAGUUGCCUUUAGUUUUGCUGUUCCAGAAUGACCACCUUAAAGUCAGUUACAGAGUGUCCUGAGGAAAAUUGCCAUCUGAAAUAAAUCAGUGUGAGAACAUUUCAGCCUCCCAGGACAUUCUGUAACUGACUUUAAAAGUGUCCAUUCUAGAACAUAGGUACUUCAAAGGAAGAACGCAGCUUGAAACAAAUGAAACUGUUGAGUUGCAAUUCAUCAAUAAGUUCAAUGCCGUUGCUUGUUUGUUAAAAUGAAACAAAGAAUUUUUAUCACAAUACAUAUCCAUUUGUUGGAUAUCUGUCCUGUCUAUGACUGAUUCUUGCUCAUGGUUCUCUGCCUAGAGGUGUGAAUAUAGUAGUCCAAGCAAUUAUCAGCAAUCUGCUCUUGCAGAGUAUAAAAUAUGUUUCUGUGUAACAUAUAUUUAAGCUCUAAUUGUCACUGUAAUUUUUGCACCUUGUUGCCAUUCAACUCUCACUUAAUAAUCUCCUUUAGAUACUGUAACUGCCAACUAAGUCUUCAUGCAUCUGGUGAAGUGAGCUUGGGUCCCUGAAAGCUUGUGCUUUGAUAAAAAGUGAUAAAAUUUGAUAAAGAAUCUUUAAUUGUUUUUAUGUGUAAUGAUCGGUAUAAAACAGCAGUGGUUGUCUGUGCAACAUUUGGCCCACGUUCUGAUAAUUAAUUUUAUUAGAUUUAUAUCCUACCCUGCCUCCCAAAGAAGCCCAGAAUAGUUUGCAAAGAUUUCAAAGAGCAGGUGAUGAAACUGACGAGACUUUGGAGCGCAUUUCUGAAAUUAAACUCUCAUUAUCAUGAAUUCCCUUUCCCACGAUGAAGUGACUGGAGACUAGUUGCAGAGACGAGUGAGGGCAAUGUUGUGUCACUGUGACAUACCCUCCCAUGGGCCAUUUUUGCACAGUUACUGGAACUCUGUGUUACUUAGCCUAAGGCUGCAUUCAAAAUCCCGUCACAGUAAUUAAAAAUCCCAUAACAAUAGAGAGAAUUAGUAAGCAUCCAACUUACUGUUUCAUAAUUAGGAAGGCUAGCAUUAUCUGUUGAUGGUAAAUAGAGAACAAAAAUAACAGUGGAUACACGUGGAUGAGAUGCCCAUCAUGUCACAUGAAACAGUAAAGCAAUGUUUCACAAACUUGGGUCUCCAGCAGUUGUUUAAACUACAACUCUGAUCAUCCCUAGCUAGCAGGACCAGUGGUCAGGGAUGAUGGGAAUUGUAGUCCAACAACAGCUGAAGACCCAAGUUAGAGAAACAUGGUUGUGAAGGUGAACACAAGGAGGAAAUAUAACAACACAACAAAAUAUCAGACAUGAAAAACUUCCCGAUACAGGACUGCCUUCAGAUAAUUGUUUAUCUCUCUGACAUCUGAUGGCAGGGCAUUCCACAGUGCUGGGCGGCCUUCUGCCUGGUUUCCUGUAACCUCCAGUGAGGGAACCAGCAAAAGAAUGUGGAGACGCUCCUUCAGGUAUAUGGAGAUGAAACUGUAGUGGAUGCCAAUCCACACUUUAUGAGUAUCACAUGGAUAUGGCCAUUUAAACAUGGUAACACUACCUGGAAUGUGCUUUCCUACAUGUGAUUUUUUUGCCCGUGGGUUAGCAACAGAUUUCUUCCUUCUGUUGGAAGCCAUCCAGAGUGGCUUGGGCAACUCAGUCAGAUGGGCAGGGUACAAUUAAUAAAUUAUUUUAUGUUAUAAGUAAUCAAGGCUUGGUAUUUUUAAAAAUUGCAUGCUAUGCUAUUCCUGUAAUCCAGCAACUGUACCCAUUUGAAGUUCAUUAAGGUUCAUGUUAAAAUUUGUAAUAUCUUUUGACUCAGUAAACAUCGACUACAAAGAAGCUAAGGAUGGAAUUCAAAACUGUGCUAUGUUCAAUGUUCCGUUGGCAUAAUCAUAUCAAUUUGUCAGAUGGAACGAUUCAACCCACCCCCUUUGUUCUGGGGGAUCUCUUGCCCUGAGCCAAUUUUGGAGGGGGGAGGGAGGAGAAAGCCCUGUUGUUUAAGCAGAAGACCAUGCUUCUGCUGAUAGGGUUCAUUAUGUGAAUCCUACCUUAAGUUCCUGUCCUUCAUUUUACUAGCAGUAAGAAAGCAAAUCUAUGUGGAACAUCCAUGUAUAAAUAAGAGUGCGUACAGCUUGUAUGCUGAUUUAAAGCUACAAAAACAACUGAAAUCUCAAGGAAAAUAUUAACCUCUUCCUGCUGAUUAUUGCUUCUCUGCUCAGGUGGCAGGGUCAGGAGAAACAAAUUUCUGCCGGUGUUUUCACAUAAAGCAGGUGCUUUUUGUCCAGGGUAUUGAAUUACAGAACUUUCCCAGAAUUCACAUAGCAAGCAAAGACUGUAGAUGUUUGCUUUGGAGAUGCAGCAUUAAAUGCUGCAAGCAUUUAUAUGCUGGUCUCCAGCCCCAAGGGUUCCCAUGGUGUCUAACAAUUAAAACAAUAAUGCACAUAUGCCAGACAUGAAAGAGAUUCUCGGAAAUAAAGUCACAGUCUUUUGUACAAUUGCCCCUUCUCAAGAAACUAAACUUGUCAGCAUAAAAUUUAGAUGGUGAAGAAGAAAAAAGAGAAGAUUGAAUUUUCUUUGAUUGCCCAUGAAAUGCACCAGCGUUUCAUCAUGUUUUCAUUUGUACAGUGGUGCCUCGCAAGACGAAAUUAAUCCGUUCCGCGAGAGUCUUCGUCUAGCGGUUUUUUCGUCUUGCGAAGCAAGCCCAUUGACGGAUUAGCGCUAUUAGCGCUAUUAGCGGUUUAGCGGCUAUUAAAGGCUUAAAGGCUUAGGGAUUAGCUGCUAAAAGGCUAUUAAAGGCUAUUAAAGGCUUAGCAGAUUAGAUAAAGGGGGAAAAGCAAAAAAAAAAAUUCUAGACUCGCAAGGUAUUUUCGUCUUGCGAAGCAAGCCCAUAGGGGAAUUCGUCCUGCGAAGCAACUUCAAAACGGAAAACCCUUUCGUCUAGCGGUUUUUCCGUCUUGCGAGGCAUUCGUCUUGCGGGGCACCACUGUAAUAGUUUUUUGAAUCAGUGUAAUGCUUUAGCAUCUUCAAGAUUCAGUCAAACUUUCCUAAUUAGUAUUGUGGUCUAGAGGCUUGACUGUGGAAUUUGGAAAUCCUGGGCCAAAUGCAAAAUGCUGCAGUGUGUUAUCCUCCAUUUCAGCAGCAUAAUGGGAACAGCGGCUUAACUUGCCAGGUUCCUUAAAGGACAAAACAUAAUGUGUGCAUGGUACAAAAUGCUUUGCAUACAAUGAACAAGUUCCUGUUUUUUUUAGCAUAUGAGAAGGAAAGCUUCUGAAUAGCAUUUGUUUAUGGUGAGUCUUGCAUUAUCUGGGAAAAACUACUUGCUGCUUGGGUUACAGGAAGUAUGUUGGAUUAGCAUAAUUUCUUUGUUUUCUCAGCAGAUGUUCUUAGACUAGUUUUUCUCUUCACGCCAGCUCAUCUGUGUACAGUAAAGCAUACUGUACUCAAAACAAAUCUUUUCUUUUUAAAAUAUAUAUUCCUAAACGAUUAACAAUGAUUUCUCUGUUGGAAAACGUCCUCUCUUGGCCCCUCUCCCAAACCUUUGGAUGGCUCCCAAGUAAUUAUUUUGUUGCCAAUUUCCAUAAAUAAUCAAUAGCUAGAAAAGCGGUUGGAUAGAUUAAAUGUGGUCUGUUGAGCAAGGAGGCCCAGGAGGCCUUGAAAUCUGUACAGCAUAUCUGCAGAAUCUGUAUCUCUAACACAGUUUCCAGUGGCUUUCAUGGGAAUAAGUAAAUGUCUUGUCCUCCUGGUUGUGUGGAGAAAAUACAAAAUGGUUGAGUAUUGCACAGGUGUGGGUAUAGACUUCUUAACCCCAGGUAGCUCUUUUACCCCAGCCUUCUCUCUCUCUCUCUCUCUUUUUAAAUAAUCAGAUUAAAUAUACAGUACCAUAUUUGCUUUCUAACACUGUUCUUAACACCAUAAAGGUAAAGGGACCCCUGACCAUUAGGUCCAGUCGUGACCGACUCUGGGGUUGCGGUGCUCAUCUCGCUUUAUUGGCCGAGGGAGCCGGUGUGCAGCUUGACUAAGCCGCUUCUGGCAAACCAGAGCAGCACAUGGAAACGCUGUUUACCUUCCCGCCGGAGCGGUACUUAUUUAUCUACUUGCACUUUGACGUGCUUUCUAAUUGCUAGGUUGGCAGGAGCAGGGACCAAGCAACGGGAGCUCACCCCGUUGCGGGGAUUCAAACUGCCAACAUUCUGAUCAGCAAGUCCUAGGCUCUGUGGUUUAACCCACAGCACCACCCCGUCCCUAUCUUAACACCAUAUGAAAGCUUUAUUUUGCAACCAAGUUAAAGUAUUUGAAUUAAAGUAAUUUAUUAAAAUGUGUACAAUUUAGUCUGAAAAGGUUUGCAUUUCAUCACAGAAUUCUAGGUUGUAUUGUCUAUAGCCAUGCUAUGCCCCCCUAGACACAAGGAUAUGGCAAUAUAGAAUUUUAGGUUAUAUGCAUCUCCUUGUCUUCAGGGGGAUAAAAUUGUUACAUGGGUUAAACAUAUUUACCUCUGAGAAUCAUGUUACUGCUGUUCUUCACUUUUAAGGAAGUUUAAUGUAGUUUUAAUUGAAUGGUUGUAAUUUAUGCAAGUUUGUACACUACGUUAAAGGGGGCAGUUGUUUUCUAAAAGGUGCUAUAUAAAUCAGCUAAAAAAUAUGAUUGUGUUUUGUGCUGAAAGUAUAUGCUACACUUCAGUCAUGUAGCAACCGUUUGGUUAUUCAUCAUCUUCAGGAACACAGGAUAUGGAAAUGUACCCACAUGAGGUCAUUUUUGUGUUUUGUUGAAUAGAUGGUACUACUGCCAGGGUUUUGAGUAAAUUAGCAUCUUACUCCUAGGGUUUCGUUUGCUUUCAAUAGCACUUUUUUGUAAUGACAAUUACUAUAUUUCUUUUAGAAGCAGCUUGCUCUUUGAUCUGAGCUGUUUUCCACGCAAUUGUGGGAAAGAGGAAAAGGUGAACACUCAAACUAUUUGUAGCAUCCAGUAAGCAUGACUCAGUUAAAACAAGGGAAAGCAAAAGUCUCAGGCCACAUGUUCACACCCAGCCUUCUUACUUUAAGGAAGUUACCCUCAAGCCUUUAUUGUUCAUUGCAUCAGAAUGUUAACAAUAAAACUAGUUUCCCAGAUUCAGUCACAGCCUAUGCAGAAAUACAGUAAUAUAGACUCAGGCAUUCCAGUGAAUCAAGAGCUGUUGGCAAAAGCCACUAUGUUGUGGCUUCUGUGUGGGUGAUGCACACUGAGAUAUCACGCAAUCUCUCUUCUCCUGUCUGCCGAAGAAGCUGAGGUUUAACAAGAAUUGUGGUACUUGAACUCACUUUGUCGCGAUAUUAGUCAAAGACCCACUUCCUAAAAAUAGAUCUUCCAAAACCCCCAGAUUUAUAAAUAGCAGAUACUUCAAAUUCAAGCGAUAAACAGACACCCCUUAUUCAAUUCUUUCCCCCUCCCUAGGUAAUUUUGAUACUGCAUUUAUGCUGGCUAAAUAAUUGCUUUCUGGAUUAGCCCACCAGGUUGAUAAUAUGGGAUCAGCUAGCUGUUUUAUUUAAAGAACUGCAUUACCACUUCAUGGUUGAGCCAUGGAGGCUCAAUAUUUGGUCUACAGGUGGCAUUUAUUUUUUUAGGUAGCCCACUUUCAGUUGCUUUGGCUCAGUUCGCAUAAUGCACUAAAUCAAACCCAUAGCUUGUAGAAACUAUGCUGCUGCUUUCCGUGUUAGAAACUGAGAUAGGAAAGCCAUGAGCUAAAUGGCAUCUAGGUUCUGGGCACAACAACGGAAUGCCAAGGCACGCUUUUUAUAACAAGAAUACAGAGCUGAAAAUGAAUGAACUGCAGCUAAAAUAUUACAUUCAUUUUUCACAUUUUCCCCUGCCCACCCCCCUAAUAUUCAUAAGAGGGUCUCUUCUCCAGUCUUCAGAGAGCAGCUGGAAAUGGGGAGGCAGAAAAGCUCCUUUCCUUCCACUCUGCAGUUUUAAACUGAAAUCUUAGGCCCAGUACUGCUCCCAGAGCUCAGAAACUGCUCACGCAAAUGUAAUUCCUGUUGCAAAAUGCGCCUAAAACAAUGGGAGUUUUGAACACUGGCUGCUUUGCUAUUCAUCUGGUCCUGCUGCUGUGAGCUAAGCCAUGGUUUGUCUCAGUGUGAUACUGGGCUUAUCUUUUGUCUUGCUCCAGACAGAGUUGUAACAAAAGUUUGUUCUAAGUGUACAGGUUGUAAUUUGACUCGAGUAAGACAAAUUAUGAGCCUGGUUUGGAUGGCGUACUGAGCCAUACCAUGGUUAAGCUCACAGCAGUGUAGCAGCAGCAGGGCUGGAGGAAGAACAAAGUGGCCACAGUUUCCUCUCCAGGAACCUGCACAUUCGCAUUAAGCCAUGGUAUGGUUUUGUGUAAGAUGCAAACCGAGUCUUUAAGUUUAUCUAUUUUAGCAGAAAUAGUUGCCCUGUUUAAUCACCCUAAUUCCACUACAGUAUGUUUUGUGGCACCCUCAUUAUGGAACACUCCUCACUUGAGAGGCUUGUCUCACAACGACAUAUAUGCUGUGCCUGCUGAAGAUCUUUCUUUUCUUUUCUUACAUUUAUAAUUUAUUCAAGGCAGUGUGUAUUUAUUUAACAUAAUUUGUAGCCAGCUUAAUUGUAAAUAAAACCUCUAUGCGUGGCUUCCACCCAGGCACUGACCAGAUCCAGAUUUACUUAGCUUCAGCGAUGUGAUGAUGUCUUGUGCCUUCAGACCAGGUAUUUUCCCAGCCUUUGUAAUCUCUGUUGGGCAUGAUCAAUGCUAGUCAUAGAGUCAACCCAUUGAAAUCAAUGGACUUAAGUAACUUGAGUCCAGUGGGUUGUAUCCAACAAAGUCAUCCCUUUUGAAUGGACUUCCACCUGUGCAAUAGGACUUCCUCUUGCCCUCCUCUUCCUGCACCCCAUCCCCAAAAUCUGUUCUUGGAUUCCUGCAAUACUUGUGAGCAAAUUGGGGGUGGGCAUGCAUGGAGAAGAGUUGGAGAGGAAGAGCUACUGCACAGGCAGAAAGAAGUUCCUUUGUUAAGGGGGCAACCUUGUUAGAUACAACACAAUGAUUUCAGUUGCACUGACUUGGAUGUCACACCAAUCUUAAAUCUUUUACUGACUAAAGAUAUUUAUUGAAGUUCUAACAUCUGUGGAAUUUCUGGUGCUGUUAAGUUUUCUGUAGUGAUUUUAUUCUCUGUUGCUAGUUGCUUGUUCAGUGUUUCAUAGUUUUAUGAUUUUGGCACUUACUGUAAGUCCCCAGAGAAGUUUUAAUUACUGGGAGGAGUGGGUAGUUGGGUUGAAAAGGCAGUUAUUAAAAGCUCUGAAAUACAAAGAAGAGAUCCGUGUGUACUUCCAGACAGUUCCCCUUUUUGGACUUGGAACACUAUCUUCCCAUUCUGCAUUUCAAUUUUGGAUGAUUCUUGACUAUUGAGAAAGCUUUAAAAGGUGAUUGCAAGAUAGCAUUCUGUUCUGUGGAAAGGAAAUAAGAAGCUCUGCUGUGUGUAGUCUCUUACAUGAGUUGAAAGAAGACAUCUUUGAACUCUUAGCUAUCUGCAUAAAUUUCUUAAAAUGGGAGGUGUGCUCAUCAGCAAAACACAAGCCGCAGGGUAGUCUUAACUCUAUUCACGAAGAUAAAGCGGAUUAAAGAUCCCUGGGCCCUGUGUAUUGUCCUGCUCUGCUUGUAUUAGAAUAAAGUCUGUAUUUGAGAGGUGUGAUGCUCUCUCGCCCCCCACCCCGUUUGCAGAAGGAAAUUGCAAGAUACUGUUAGGGAUCACUGAGAGAAUAUAUUGUUGAUCAUGUUGUAUAAGUGGACAAGCACAAAUUGUGUUGAUAUUGUUUCUGUGCACAUGCAUUUAAGUGUAGCCAUGAUGUUGAUAAAAGGGAGGGAGGGUGGAUUCCCACAAUGCACCAAAACCAUGUUCCUUAUCAAGUUGUUUUGGGCAUUUGAAAAGGCAUUUGGAUGUGCUUUAUGUUUAAUAAAUACAGGUAGAUAAACCAGUGUCACCUUGCUAGUUUGCUUCUCUUCACAGACAGGACAAGGGAAGUAUUUCUUAAAGUUCUCCUUUUCAGUUUAAGGAGAAUAGAAACUUUCCCUCCAGAUUACUGUAACUCAGUAUUGCCAAAGCAAUGCCCAGUCCUCACAAACUGUUGAAAAACGAAAUUGCUAGGAAUUCUUCCACACUCUGAGUCAGAUCUCCAUUGUGAUGAAUAGGCAGUGACAAACCGGUGGGCUUUCUGGGAAAUGCAAUGGCAAACUGUCUGGGGGUUUUUUGUGCAAGGAUGCAUGCAAACCUUGUGAAGAUUCAGUGUUUUAUCAUGAAGUAAAUAAGUGAAAUCAUCUUCCCGGAAUCUGUGGUCACUUGAGCUUUGGACCAAGAGUUCCUCAUAACCCUGAGUUCCUCAUAAAGUUCUGGUAAAGGUCAUGCACGUUGAAGCAGAUCACAUUGAUGGAGCAGUGUGGGAUUCAGCUGCUCAUAAGCUUAUAUACUGAGAGGAUGGUGUCUCUGUUAGGAAAUGGUUUGCUAAUGUACAGUUAGUUAACGUUAUUUAUUUUAAAAAUUAUUUAUUAAAUUUAUAUCCUGCCCUUCCUCCCAGAGGAGUCCAUUGCUAAACAUGUUAUUUUCUCUGAGCUCAACUGUCUUUUUUGGUUUGUCUCUGUAUCCUUCUUAAAAUACAAGCCAUGGCUGUAAUAAUGCCAGGGCCUUGAAGCCGGAUGCUGGCACAUUUCUUCCCUGCCUCCAGCUUUGAUGUUUGUUGUGUUGUAGCUUGUAGUAGUUUUCUAAUAGUGGAUCUAUUUCCACCAAGCAUUAUGUUGUGAUCUCCUACAUGUGGUCUUUUUGGAAUAAAUACCAGAGAGAAGCUCAAACUUCCUAGAUGAAAAUGAAACCAUAUUUAUGCAGUAAAGAUAACUAGGGUACAAUAUAAACAAUCAGUUGAAAUUGAAGUACACCAAAAGAAUAGAUGUUCUUAAAUUAUAUCCGUAGAAGGAACACACAUGCUGACCAGCCGCUUCUGACAUUUCUUUGUUGAGUGGGAAGGUCUAAAGGGGGAUUCUAAGUGCGUUCGGUGUUUGGUUGAAUUGACUUCCAGUCUUCCCCACAAUCAGGGUUCCCAGUUGCAGGGAAAACUGUAACCAUGUUCAGCUAAACACAUUUAGAUUUCCCCUUUAGAUUUCCCAUUCAACACAGGAAGGUUUGGGGGGGGUAGAGAGGUGCUGCUAGCGCAUGCACUCUGUAUAGCUAUAAUUUAAAGGUUGAAUCCAGCUAAGGCACCAUCUGCAUGAUAAAUGUAAAGCAGCAUCAUACCACUUUAAACAGUCACAGCUUUCCCCAAAGAGUCCUGGGAACUGUAGUUUGUUAAGGGUGCUGGGAGUUGUUAGGUAUUCCUUCUUUUCCUCACAGAGCUACAGUUCCGAGCAAUCCUACUUUCCAGAGAACUUUGGAAAUUGUGGCUCCGUGAGCAGAAGAGGGUUUCCUAACAACUCCAUUCAUCCUUUACAGUUCCGAGGAUUCUGGUAUGAUGCUGCUUUAAAUGUAUUGUGCAGAUGGGCCCUAGGUCAUUGUGCAAGCAGAGCAACUUUUGCAAGUGCAACAGAACUCCCCCUCCUCCCCCUUCCCCCUGUACCCCUUGCACUGCACCAAUAUCUGCUGGUGAGGUGGGGAUAGAGAGGAACUCCACAGCAAAUUUGGGUUCAUGGAGGGGAGGGAGUGGAAGUUUCCUUGUGAAAGCUAUUGCACUUGCGAAAGUUCAGUGAAUGCAAUUGCUCAGUUGCAUACUGUGGUACCUCGGCUUAUAGACGCUUCAGGUUACAGACGCUUCAGGUAAAGACUCAGCUAACCCAGAAAUAGUAUCUUGGGUUAUGAAAUUUGCUUCAGGAUGAGAACAGAAAUUGCGCGGCGGCGGUGCAAUGGCAGCGGGAGGCCCCAUUAGCUAAAGUGGUGCUUCAGGUUAAGAACAGUUUCAGGUUAGGAAUGGACCUCCAAAACAAAUUAAGUUCUUAACCUGAUGUACCACUGUAUAACCCUGUGAAAGGCUGAAUAGGACUAUAGUAUUGCUAUUUCAACAGCUGAAACAUGAAGGGAUCACUGCAGUCUGUCACCUUGGGUAUUGCUACUCUGGCCACUGUCUUUUUACAGAGCAUUCUGUUGCUGUUACACAGUUGUGGGUCAGCUUUACUACUGUCCGCAGAGCCUCCUCUUUAGCCUUGAAAGGAAGUUAUUAACAUACAGCUCAGGUCUGCCUUCCUUCCUUUGUCUACAGCCUGCUGUUCCCCUUCUUGGCAAAAAUUGCCCAGCUGUGAGUAAUGGAGGUGAAAGGCAGAUGUGUAAUGCUUCAGGCUUGACUACCCCCUUGCUCACACACCUGGAGGCAAUAUAAAGGAGAAUAAAAUUUAAUGUAUGCAACUCAACCCACUUCUUUCUCCUUAUUAGAUCAUCAUGGCUGCUGUUGGCCCCGCUGCUCUCUCCUACUAUUCCUCAGCUAACAGCCCCACCUUGCUGCCUCUGCCCUGAGGGAUCCCAUAGAUUUCAGUGGAUCCGAAACCUUGUCCCAGAGUUUGGAAUUGCCAGUUCCCAUGUUAAGGUGCUUUCCUCUCCGACUGAAUUCUACGAACUUAUGAAGGUGAUUUGGCAUGUCUCCAGCGUGUAACUUUGGGAAUAGGGGUGGCAACAGAGCGUCAAUGUCAAAAUGCAUUUUCUUCAUCCAUUAUUGCUUUCAAGUCCUGCAUGCAGGUUUGCCAUAUUCUUCUUGCUGGCCACUGUGAAAACAGAAUGCAAGAGUAGACGGGCAGGGCUUUUUUUUUUUUUUUUACAUUCAUGUGUUUCUGUUGCCAUUUAUUGUGUUAAAAAAUGACAAGCCAAAAUUUCAGAAGUACCCAGUUGUACUCUGCAGCAUCCUAAAAGAGUUUUUUCAAGCUUAUGGAUCACAGUGCUUUAUCAUUCCUUAUCCAGUAAGUCUUAGUGACUGAGCCCAUAUGACUUUCCUCUGUAUUGGAUCUUAAGAAACUAAGUGUGGGGAGGAAAAAUUCAUUUGACCAAGUAUUAUGUCCUUUCCCCCUUAGCUAUGGUGAGGCAGGAGAGGCUUGGCUUGGCUGUUUUAAGGCACUUGGUUCAAUUCCUGUCAUUUGUAAAAAAAAAAGUUAAGGUAGCAGGAUUGGGAAAAGACCCUUUUCUAAAAACUUGGAGAGCCACUGCCAUUCAUAGUAAAUAGUAGUAGCUUUAUAGUCUGGCUCAGUAUGAGGCAGCUACAUACGUUAAGUCUUGGACCUGUCAAGUGAAAGCAAUAGAAAUGCUGCCUUGUCCACUCUGAUCAAGAGAUAUUUGUCCUAAAAUACAAUGAGGCAUGCUGUAAGAAUUUUGUGUGCUCACUUUGAUACAAAAAAGAAGAGACAUACUGAUAGAUAAAGCUGAGUUUUUCACUUUUAAGUACUGGAUUGAGUGGACUUUGGGAGGAACUUGAGGGCUUCACAUGACAGACAAAUCAGUGAAUCUAAACUUUUCUCUCUCUCAGGGACAGAUAAAGACGGCCAAGCGGCGAGUGGUUUUGGCUUCACUCUACCUUGGAACAGGACCUCUGGAACAGGAAUUAGUAAGUGUUUGAGCUGGAGAGAGCAGGCCGCAGAUAUCUGAGAAAUAAUCGGUUAAGAGAUGUCCUCUAUAGCUCUUCUUCAAUGUUGUACAUAGCCUCCUUUUUCUAACUUCUGAAUUCAUAGAUCUCUACCUUUCACCUUCCCUUCUUUCAUCUCUGCCAUCUUUGUCCUGUGGGCUUUUCAUGGUAGAACUGUCAGCCUAGAAAAAUGAAGGCAAAACAUCUUGACAUUGAUGACAGGCAUGCCAGUGUGCCAUAUAUAUCUGCUGUAAGAACUGGUCUAUUCACACAUUCUUUUUUCAUUUUUGCUACAUUAUUCUAUCCUACAAUGACAACUUUUCUGCAGCCUGCUUUUGGACUAAUGAGGAGCCUUUGGAAGAAAUAACUUAAUGAUAGUCUACAAUGAGAGCCCUAAACUGUUAAAUAGAUGAAGGGCCCUAAAUUUUGUUCUCUCUGUCUUGUGACUGUUUUAAUCUUUGUUUGCACAGUGUUAACAUUCCUGUGAUGGGAGAAUAAAUACAAUCUGCGGUGAUGGGAACUAUUAAUUUCGUCCUCCUUUUGCGUGGGUGAAUAGGCAGAUGCCUAGCAGUGAUAGCUGUACCAAUUAGGGAAAACUAUGAAGGCUUAGGAAUAGUGUGUGCUCAUAAAAUUUGAUCUUACCUGUAUAUAAGUUUUGGUCUUAUAUUGUCCUCAGGUGGAUUGCAUUGAAGUGGCUUUGGAAAGGUCAUUGCAGGGAUGUGGGCCUUCCAACUUAAGAGUGUCCAUUCUCUUAGACUACACAAGGGGAUCUCGGGGUAAGUGUGUGUUGCUUGGUCACAAUCGCUUCUCGUGUUAGCUGGGCUCGGCUGUUUAGGCAGGCUGGACACCUCAGCUCUAAAGAACUAUGUUUAUAACCUCUUCAAAUUUAGAGGAUUUCAGUAGUCUUAAUCUGCAGAUUUUCACACCAAGACUCUACAGGCAAUGGCCAUUUUACGCACAUUCAGUAUGCGCACAACUGUGCAUGUGUGCAUCACUGCAAACCUGAAAGUAACUAGAAAAAGGGCAAAACCGGCACCUACCAAUCCCAUGAGCCUUUGAAAGUCCUUGCACUGACCAUUGAAGCCUGUGGAGAAGUGGAGUUGGAGCAAGGAGAAUUGGAGGGAGUGAUUGUGGUGGAGUUUGGUGGAUUUAAGGGUUUUUCAAGGGUUUUCAGAAGUUUGGAGAGUGUUUGCAGGAUUUUUCGAUGGUGUUCCCAAUAUAAGCAAUUUCACUUACAUCCAAGUAAAACGGUCCAAUUUUUUCUUCUGUUACAUUUUGGCAAAAUAUUUUUGAUGUUAGUCAUUACUAACUUCAUUGAUUUUAGUGGGUCUGCUCUGAGUAUUAUGGAGCUGAUACAGCCAGCUAGCUUCUGUGUUAGCUAAGAGUGAAUCUUGGUAUUCCAUUCUUUCUCCUAAUUAGGUUUCAUCUUGCCAAAGUUGGUGGCAAUAUGGAAAGCACAAAACCUCCAACUCUCUGAGCUAGCAUCACUGCAGCCACAGGGGAACAUGUACAUACCCAGGGGUGCCAUCUCAUCCUCAGGAUUGUGGGUGUCCGCUGCCGUAAUGUGGAUGUGUGACAUCACAUGCACACGCCUGCACGUAGUGCAUGAGACAUCACACGGACUGCGUGCAGGAAAAUGGUGACUCGCUGGCUGUGGAGCUGAACUGCUUCUCUCUUGGAGGCAGCGCCAGAGAGGCUGGCUGGCUCCCUCUCUCCAGCUUUGCUCAUUCAUUUGUUGGUGCCCCUGGAGUUGGCUCCUAGGUACAUACCAAUCCUGAUAAUCAGUAAUUACCGUAUUUUUCUCUCUAUAACACUCACAUUUUUUCUCCUAAAAAGUAAGGGGAAAUGUCUGUGCGUGUUAGUGAGCGAAUGUGUGGUCCCUGGAGCCGACUGGCCCGAGUGCAUAAAAUCAGGCAUAAAAUCAGAUUGCGAGGAGGAGGGAAAGCUGCAGAGAGGAAGCUGCUGCUUUCCUGCAUUCUGCCUCAGGGUCUUACUGCCCAACCUCUUCUGUUUUUGGUUGCUGUGUUUGCUCAAACGCAACAAAGAGCAGGGAAAUCCCCUGCCCUCCUGGCAAGCAGAGGGGAAAAGAAAGGAUUGCGUCCUUCCUUCUAAUUCCUUCCUAGUCACACUGCGCGCAGGCUCCAGCCCACCCGGCUCAGGUUCCGUCGGCUAGGAGCGCAGCGGACAGCCACCACCACCUCCUCUCCGUGCUCUGGUGCUGCUGCUGCUGCUGCGCCCAGCAUUCUAGGGACUCGCAGGCAGCCGGAAAACAUGCAGGUGGGAGAGGGGGGGGCUGGCUUGGGUGGGUGGGUGGGGGAAAACUUUUGCCUUCCUUUCCUCCCUCCCGUUAAACCCCUCUCCUGCAUUGUUAGCCAGCUGCUUCUCCGCACACCCCUCUCGUGCUCCUUGUCCCUUCUGUGUUUUUCCUUCCUUCCCCUCAGGAUCUUUGCAUUGGGUCACCCCAAAUUCACCAUCAAAUCACAUUACAUGUCCAUGGCUACAGCCUGCACAAAAAAACUCACGCACCCACUGUUGCCUGGGGCUGCAAUGGUGCAAAAACGUGGUUACAAAGCAUGGAUCCACAUGGAUUCUGAGGAUUUUUGCAUUGGGCUACCCCAAACUCACCGUCAAAUCACAUGUCUGUAGCCACAGCAUGAAGCACAAAAAUGAUACAUCCACUGUUUCAUUCAGAAUUUUUUUUUCUUGUUUUCCUCUAAAAACUAUGUGCGUGUUAUGGUCAGGUGCGUGUUAUAGAGCGAAAAAUACGGUAUCUAUUGUGGAACUUGGGCUGCAAAGAAUGUUGCUAUAAAAUAUGGCUUGAAGAAACGGCUUGCUUAAACUCAAAUACGCAUAGUGUGGCAAAUCCUGUCCUUUUAUUGAAGCUGGCAAUCCAUUUUCAUUUCCCUCCCAGGCCGAAAGAACUCUCGGACCAUGCUCCUUCCACUCCUGCAGAGGUUUCCAGAGCAAGUCCGUGUCUCUCUCUUCCACACUCCUAAUCUGCGUGGUCUUCUCAGACUCCUAAUCCCAGAACGUUUCAAUGAGACCAUUGGGUUGCAGCAUAUCAAGGUCUAUCUCUUUGAUGAUAAUGUGAUCUUGAGCGGGUAAGUCCCUUGUUGCAACAAACCUAAUAAUGGGGAUAUGUAGAUGAAUAUUGUGAUCUUUAGAAACAACAGGAAAAGCAACUAAGGCAGAGCAUACUGCAAACCUUGCUGCUUGUUCUGCAGACAUUGUGACAUAAUUCUCUCUCGCACCUUAGCAUUGCUGGAAUAUUGCCACUGUUUCUGCUUCUGCAGAAUCUUACGAAUUUAUUCCCCUUUCAACUAAGCAGGAUUAGGGAGGUAGGUGAGGGAGGGUAUUUCUGCCUACAGAUAGAAACUUCCUGUGAUGGUUCAAUAGAUAUUCACUCUUUUUUGACGGUACCAGGUAUAUGGGAUAGAGUUUAUACAUAACUUUUCUGUUGUCAUUCUCAGCUAGCUGUUAGCAUUCUCCCUCCUUUCCCUUUCCAGAGCUAACUUGAGUGACUCUUAUUUCACCAAUCGUCAAGACCGCUAUGUGCUCCUACAAGACUCUCCUGAGAUUGCAGAUUUCUUUACUGAGCUAGUAGAUGCUGUUGGGGAUGUGUCCUUGCAGUUACAGCAAGAUGAUACAGUCCAAGUGAUGGAUGGGAUGGUACAUCCUUACCAAGGUAAGAGGACCAUUUAGUAAGCAGUUUUGAUAGAGGCAUAUUUUAAUUGGUGUUAUAUGCCCUCUCAGCACCCGAAGUUAUAUGAGCCCAGCUGAAGUUCAUCUUGUGUACCUCUAGGCAACAAAGUACAAACAGACUCCUUUCAUUUCCAAAGGGGACAGGAAUGUUUGGGAGAGAUUGUAGCCUAGUAUGCCUUUCAUAAAGUAGGACCAAGGUUCAGACUUUCACAUCUCUCAAUAAAAGAAAGGGAACUCGGAGCAGGGCUCGAAUAGACCUUGGAGAGUUGUUGCCACACCGAGUAGACAACACUGAUUUCCUUUCCACUGGAGACUGAACCUAAGCUAAACCAUGGAGCUCUGCCCCCCCCCACUUGAUGUGUUGUUUGCAUGACCUCUGGACAUGCAUGUCUUUGGUGUGGUCAGGUAGGGAUGUCUCUUACGUGAGUCAGGAAGUCAUUUAGCCCAACCAGUUGGGAACUGACACAAUCUAUGAUAUCUAGUAAUGGGAUUAACAGUGAUGGAAAAGGUGUGUCAAUAGAUAGCAUUGUGAUUUGGGGAAUCUUUGUAGCCCCGGUGCUGUUUCCAUGAUGUUUAGAAGUUUCCUGUGGAUUGCAAAAGUAGAGCUAGACAUUCUGAUUGCUAGAUGAAUUCCAUGCUUGUGAGUAGUUUUGCAACCUUACAUUUGCAAUGGGUGUGAGGGUUUUGUUUUUUAAUAAACAAUUCCCAGUAUUGUUGUACCGUAUUUGCAGAAGAGUUUGUGCAUGGAUGCUUAUGUGCUGGAUAUUAUUAUGUACUCUUAGUGAGAAAGUGUUUUUUGUAUAGCACAUUUGUCAGGGGAAUACUCUUCUUCUGUUACAACCUGAAGAAAGCAAAUUUAAUAUAAAGUGUUAAGAUGCUGGGUUGUCACCUUCCCUUGGGAGAGGUUUUCCAAGCACUGCCAACUGUUGAGACAUCUUCCUGGCAACACAGUUGCUGAGAUUUCUGUGAUCAGGUGAGUUUCACAAAAACAAAUGCCAUGGGAAUAGAUGUGGGGGGGACUGCCCUCCAGUGUCUGUUUUCUUAAUUAGCACACCACAAAGGUUGCCUGACCAUGCCUUUUGGAUGGCGUUUGAAUAUUUGCCCUCCUUCUACUUCAGGGGUAGGCAACCUAAGGCCCAUGGGCUGGAUGUGGCCCAAUUGCCUUCUGAAUCUGGCCUGCGGACGGUCCGGGAAUCAGUGUGUUUUUACAUGAGUAGAAUGUGUCCUUUUAUUUAAAAGGCAUCUCUGGGUUAUUUGUGGGGCCUGCCUGGUGUUUUUACAUGAGUAGAAUGUGUGCUUUUAUUUAAAAUGCAUCUCUGGGUUAUUUGUGGGGCAUAGGAAUUCGCCCCCCCCCCUCAAAAUAUAGUCCACAAGGUCUGAGGGACAGUGGACCGGCUCACGGCUGAAAAAGGUUGCUGACCCCUGUUCUACUUUCUCCCCCACGCCCUUUAAAUCAUAAGGGCCCUCUUUUUUCAUCAUUCACACACAAUAAACUCUGCUAGUUAAGUGACAGAUGCAUACGGUAUCUGUUUGGGCAUUGAGUGAAUGGUAAUUGCUUUAACACUUGCUCUAGUUUCAGCGUUUCUAGCUGGAAGUGUGUGUUCUUCCUUGUUCUUUGUCCUUCCACUUUCCUUUAUACAAUGCCUUCAGCUAGGAAUUUGCCCCUGAGCCUUGCACCCAGGGAAGAGGGACAUGCCUUCCUAAGAACACAUUUGCUUAGAACUGUCUCAAGUAUUACUCGUAGCUGCUUCAACCUGAAAGUGAAGGGUUCUUUCACCUUCUGCUGACCACUGGGUUGGCGACUAGAUGCUCAAAUCACAUCAGAGGAGCCAGCUCUGGUUGGAAGGAGUUGAUCUUUUCUUCAAAUGGGUAUCCUUGCCAUAAUAUCAUAGUUUAGAUAGCUACCAACGCCUUAAUUAAAAGCCUGAGUAUUUUAUUACUGUUCCUAAAGUGGGCAAUGCCGAAUUACUGUAGAAGUAUAUUAUUGGUCAUGCCCCCUGCUGCCUUUCCAUUUCUUUACGGUCCUACAGUACUAAAAUAAAUGUUGGUCUGGAUUACAACACCAUGGAUGAAAAAUGCAGGUCAUAAAAUCCAAACAGUAACGGUGUAAUCUUUUUAUUCAGACUAACUAAAAUGACAAAAUAGCGAGCCACCUUUUGAGUUUUACCCAACUUCUUUAGGCUGAUGUUAAGCAACCAAGUAAAAGAAAGGGUGUAUUAUGGGGAGGGGAAUUGAUGUUGCUCUUAAAUGGUAUACUGGAAGUCCUCCCUGCAGCAUAGGACCAUCUUAAAAUGGUGGUAUAGGAAUCUCUCUGCAGACUAUAGCAUCACACUCCUGUGCAUGCGUACUUAGGACUAUGGACACUGAAGUCAUUGGAACUUGCUUCUGAGUAAACAUGGAUAGGAUUGCUUGGCAAGUUUGUGCCCAGUGCAGAAGAUCAAUUUGAAAUAAGUUAAUUUGAAAUGCUGUACGAGAUAUUACUUCCACCUUUGCUUAAUAGAAGGACUACCAUGUUUUCAUUGUUUCGCUCUCUGCCUUGUAGGGGACCUGUUGUCUCUCUUUGUACUAGAGGCAGAUUGAAAAAACUGCUGGCUCUUACAUUUCAAAGCUAUUGGUAACAGACUGCUAGUAUGCCUCAGUUCAACCUGAGAUUUCUUCUGUUGGGCACACAUUAACUUAAUUAGAAAUCUGUGGCAAGCUAUAAUGCGACAACCAGCCUCUUGUUUUCAGAGUAUAAUGUGGCCAUUCUAUGGUGGGUGGCAGAAGUCUGUUGAUGUAUGCUGCAGCAGAUGAGGAUAUGUGAAGGGAGCCUUUAUAUUCCAUCUGUCUUAGCAGUGGGCUUUAGAAACAGAAGGGGGGAAAGCAUCUUUACCUUGAUUCAGAGAGGAAAUAGAUGAAACCAUCCAUUAUAGGCAGAUGCCUCCAGCUUCUCUGAUCAGGCCUGAGUAAGAGAUUUCCUGUGCCUUCCCACUUUUUACACAGCUCCAGACUUGCUCAGUAGACAAAGAGUUCCUCCAGUCUGAUUUGAGAGGAUCCACUCUAAUAUUAUGUGCAGGCACCAACCUUUUUAAGCACUUCUGAUAUAUGUGUGACUGUGCCGAACUCAAAAGUGACCUGAAAAUGUAACCAAAAGGGGCAGAACAGGGCAGGGGCAGAACGAGGUGUUUACAGGCUUUUUCAAUGGUUUUUCAAAUAUACACAAUUUCACUUAAAUGUUUGGUGCCUUGGAAUGUAACCCUCGUGUAAAUUGGUAGUUGCCUAUAUUUUAAUCUGUUUUUUGUCUUGCAAAUUGUGGCUUGUACAAAAGGCAGUAUAUAAACCAUCUAAAUAAAUACUUGCAGAUCUAUGAAUUUUUGUUCUGUUCUUGAACUCAAACUAAAACCCAUGCAGUUUGCCUCUAUAGGAUUGAACAUGAGCAGAAAGUGUAGAAAAAAAAUCAGAUUGUGAGGCUCCAGUGUCGACAUCUGUUCAGCUGGCAAACUCCUCAGAUGUCAAUAGGAAGUCCUCUAAACUGGAAGGAGUACCUCCAAGUGGCCCAUGCUUUAUAUGGAAGAAAUGCAUUCGCAACUGCUGAUAUAGACUUAUCCUGUGAUAGAUGUUUUCCUCUGAAUGCCCCGACAUUUGGAUACAGGCUCCUUUUUGGAUAUAUGUUUUUCUCUCAAUGUCCUGGGAUGAUCUAGCUUCCAUUAGUCAUACUGGUAUUCUUUUGAUCUCUUUAUAGUUUCCUUGCACAUGUACAGGUAAUGCUGUUCAGCGUUGUCCCCAUUAAAUCACUUAUUCAUGCCCUCAGGAGACAAGACGGCCUAUUGUGAAGCAGCAAAUAGGAGAGUGAUGGAAGUGAUCAACUCUGCAAGGACCAGACAGGAGUUGCUCCACACUCAGACUUUCCAUAGCAACCAUGCAGAAGGAGGAAUCCCAUUGUCCAAAGAUCCAACUGCAGCUACUGACAGGCAGCCUGAACCGGACACGUGGAUUUAUCCACUCAUACAGAUGAGACCUUUUGGGAUUCAGAUAGAUGAGAUCGUCACGGAGACUCUCCUGUUGGAAGCAGAGCGGGGUGCCAGCAUACAUCUCACCACGGGCUACUUCAACCUCACACAAGCCUAUAUGGACCUGAUCCUGGGCACCAGGGCCAACUACCAGAUCCUCCUAGCCUCACCAGAGGUGAAUGGGUUCUUUGGGGCCAAGGGAGUGGCGGGUGCCAUCCCUGCUGCCUAUGUUUACAUUGAGCGGCAGUUCUUUAGCCAAGUGUGCUCUCUGGGUCAGCAGGAGAGAAUUCGGCUGCAGGAAUACUCUAGGUGUGCAUGGACAUUCCAUGCCAAAGGUGAGAUAUUGUUGGGGGAAGGCAUUUAAUAUAAGAGCUUAAUAUUCAAAGAGCUUAGUUUGCUUUUCUGUUGAGAUACUUGGUAUACUUUAUACUUAGGGGCAGCUAACCUGCGGCCCUCCAGAUUCAUUGGACUCCCAACUCCCAUCAGCCCCAGCCAACACGACCAUGAUCACGGGUGAGGAUGAGACUUGAAGGCCAACAGCAACUGGAGGGCCACAUGUUCAGUACCUCCAAUUUCCCUGAAUAUUUUACCUAAAUUGGGGGCUAAUGCACUGAAUUAUCUUUUAGUAUUUGCAUCCACUUUGGGAGAAAAGCUUGGAUAAUUUCCAUGCCAGUUUCUAGCUUGCUUAGCCUACUGCUUUUUUCAAUUUUAGUGAUUUGAUUGUGCAUAGUAUCAAAAAGGCUAGGAAUAAUCAUGAUAUGUUUCCAAGAAGUGUAUGCUGAGGAUUCUUGAAUCAGAUGCUUAAUUCACAGAGGCCAUGGCAGCUUUGAUUUAAGCAGCACAUUCGGUGCCUCUUCAUUCCUGAACCGACUGAUAGCAGCAAAACCUUUGUGAUGUAUUGUGGGUAAUUACACAGUUUGCAUUAAUCGCUUUGACUCAACUGUUCAGACAGACUUCUAGUUCUAGCUAAAACCUGUUGGUACGCUUCAUGACCAAACCUAAAUAUGAGCAAGACUGAAGUUGUAACUUUGUCCUUACCAUAGAAGAGGGAAGCUAUCUGAUGCUAGAUACGGGAAAAGCUGGGAGUGGAGUUGUUAUUAUUUGACUGCUUGUCAUUUUGUCUGAUGCUGUUUCUUCAUUUACUAUGUAAGUGAUGUAGCCAAUGGGGAAAACAGGAAAUUGUAUAAUUUGUGUCCCUGGAAGGGAGAUGUGAAAGCUAAUUGUAGUCUUAAAUUAGGAUUUGUCAGUUGAUAGCUUGUGGUCUGAAUUCCCUUUGUACUUCCCUAAGCUGCUGAUCUUCCAACCAAGGGGAAGAGGCCUACCUGAGUGCAUAAGGGAGAUGAGGAAUCCUCCCCUAAAUGCACUGACCCAGUCUGUUCUAGGAAAGGAGGAUGCUGAAAUCAGGUCCAUUCACCAGUGUUUAGGUCCCUCCUUUCUCUUUCUCCUUUCUGAUGAAAUGUUUCAGCUUCCCCUUCUGUGAGGAGAAGUGUUGGGUGGGGAAAGCAAGGAGACACUGUGGGAUUUCAUAAAACGAUGGAUGUUCAGGAUGCAGUCAGGAGUGGAGAAGUGUGUUUCAAGUGCCUGAGAUGCUCCCAAAAGACAUGGGACCACUGAUGGUGAAAUAACUGGGCUAAGCUUUGUGAUUCUUUUGAAAGGACUGAGACAUACCCAUCAUAUUUUGGAGACCAAAGCAUAAGUCUUGGAGAACUAAUUCUUAUGCUACAUGGAGGUGUUCUGAAGUUCUCUUGUGUCACGGAAAACUGCUGCCGCUCAGCUGCAGCUUUGACAAUGAUAGACACUGCCUCUAUAGUGUCACUUUGGGUUCCCGCUUGCUUCUCCAAUGGUUGUGUUUUUAUUGAGAUAGUGUAAUGAAGCACCACCCCUUUCUGAGACUUCCAAGCUGACAGCAAGCAAAUUCUGCUCUGGAAGGCAUUUUGAAGUUCCCGUGGUCAGCUUUCCAUGGUACUGAGGGAACCAUAUUUGUCACUUACAUUAGAAAUGGGAUUAGAGCAAACUGAGCAGGCCUCCCUUGAGCCUGUCCCAAAGCUCGCAUCCUAUUAGGCUGCCCUUCUCCAGGGAUCCCUGGGUUGGUUUGCCUACGUUUGUGGAUGUUAAUGAUUAUGGGAAUGCUGCUAUCUUUCCUGCCUCCUUCCUGCAAAGCUGCUGGGAAGAGGCCGGUGGGGUGGGGUUGGGUGUGUGUGUUGCUAACUAACUCUUAAGAAAACGUGUCUCUGCACACUGCUGCUUACCCACAACCAGGAGAAACAGUAAGAGAGAGGGCCACAGGGGUAGCAAACAGCACUGCUUCCAACUGUGCAAUUGUGUUCACUCUAAAGAUCUCCUGCCAGCAGUCCUCUGAAUGUGGGAUUUGCAUAGGAUGGCAGAUAAGCAUAUCUUAUCUCUAGCUGUGGCUUCUAUUAUUGGAAAACCUGGCUACAAUCCACCAAAGAUACAUGGCUUCCCAGUGCUGAUUGUUCAACUUUUACACCCAAGAAGAGAGAUGUUGUACAAAGACACACAGCAUUUGAGAAGUGUGCAGCCAACAUUGCUGAUGGCGUAGCAGCUCAAGGCAAUGUCAUUAUCCUUCCACAACACGGCUGGCUCUGCUUGAAUUGUGCAUGCACAUGAAAGCUCAUACCAAUAACAAACUUAGUUGGUCUCUAAGGUGGUACUGGAAGGAAUUAUUUUGUUUCGACUACGGCAGACCAACACGGCUACCUACCUGUAACUGGAACUUAAUAACAGCUGUAAAAUGGAGAGUGCUGUUGAAAUUAAUAAUACCACCAAAACUGCCAAUUUCCACCACCCUGGGCAAUCAUGCUAUCUUUAAUUUAUGCAUUUGUUGUCGUCAGGCAUUGAGAUAGAAGAAUAGUUCCCAAAUGUAGUCCAGGAGUCUUGUGCAGGUAACUGCUCAAGAUAGGCCAUCUCAAGAAGCUCUUAGGCACUCUGAAUAGCUGGCACUGUUGCAAAUUCACAGGUUUUCCAAACCAAGUUGGGCUAGACUACUGCUGCAGCUAUUCUGCUUUCUGGCUAAAUGGGCAUUUAAGGAUUUAUUUAUAGCAUUUCUACCCUGCUCUUCAGCCAACAAGGCUCCCAGAGCAGCUUAGGUAAAGGUAAAGGGACCCCUGACCAUUAGGUCCAGUUGUGACUGACUCUGAGGUUGCGGCGCUCAUCUCGCUUUAUUGGCCGAGGGAGCCGGCGUACAGCUUCCAGGUCGUGGCCAGCAUGACUAAGCUGCUAGGUUGGCAGGAGCAGGGACUGAGCAAUGGGAGCUCACCCUGUCGUGGAGAUUCGAACCACCGACCUUCUGAUCGGCAAGCCCUAGGCUCUGUGGUUUAACCCACAGUGCCACCCGUGUCCCCCCAGAGUGGCUUACAUAUAAUCAAAACAAGACACAUUAAAAUCAAAGGAUUCCUGUUUGGGAAUCAAGCAGGUGAAGAAUAUGAGAUACUUGGUAGUAGUGAGGUCAUAAGCAUACUCUCAGGAGAGAGAAGUAUGUUCUUGGGGCAAAGAGAGAGAGAGAGAGAGAGUGUUUGGCAAUCAGUUAUGCAGCAGAGUGUCAGGUAUCACUUGAGACCCAGAUAAGGCUCCUUUAUUAGACUGAAUGAGGAUAGAGAAAUAUUUUAGGUUUCCCCUCCUGAAAAGGUGAAUCAUGAGGUGAGCGGAUUCAGCCUGGCAUAGUCACAAAGCUAACACCAUUGUAGGACAUGCAGCCUAACCUUCUGUUGCAUUUCUUGUGGCAACAGGAAUGCGAAAGAAGUUUGUGGGCUCAAUCAAAUUCCAGCAUGCCUGCAGGCAUCCCUCUCUCCUCAUUCUGCAAGGCUGGAUUGGAUGUUUGGCCAGGGACAUCAGCAGGGCACUCUUGCUUGCUCAUUUGGUUUUCUAAACGGCUAUAGAGAGGGAAGAGUGUGGGGAUGUUUAGAGUUACAGGAACUAUUUCAGACUUGGAACACAAGACACUGUCCAAGUAGGUCAAAGUAACUGUAGAUUAUUCUCCUUGCGUAAAAAAGCUACAAACUGUGAUGUUUGUGAUGCUGCCUGUGAAAGGGCUUCUUUGCCGUAUCAGAGGGGUGCAGAAUAGGCAGUCUUGUAAGUUCAAACAUGGACACAGCAGCUCAGAAAAUAAGAGGCAGUUAAUGCAUUUGCACAAGAUUGCUAACAAACAGGAAAAAUUGUCUGUUCAGCUUUGCUGGUAAGCUUUAGCCACUUGCCUAAGUGUGGAAGUUAAUCGAUUUUAAAUUUCUUGGGGAAUGGGCUGGGACCCACAAGCGGGCCUUGCUUCCAGUGCCUCCUCACUUGCCCACCCUGCCCCACCAGCCUUUUCACAGCCUUUUUGUUGAACCAGUGCCAGCAGCAGCUUUCCCUUCAGUGGUUGCUUGCUUAAAACUUUAUAUCCCACUUUCCCGCUUACCAGAGUAACUAGUUUCAGGGACUUACUGAUGUUCAAAGAAUGGUAAAGCAAUCCCCAGUCAUUAUAUAAUUAAAACAAUUAAAUGCCAAAAACCUAGAAACAGCAUGGCAGAUCACCAGUGUUUUAACUCUCUUUAAGAUUCCAGUGUUGAUAAAAGUGCCACCUGAACAAAAGUGUCCUUACCUGGUGGUUGAAGCUAAGAAGAGAGUAGACCAAAGAAACUUCUGCAGUCACAGAAAAGGCUCUCCUAUGUCUCUCCCGUGUCAGGCUGUUGAAUAAGGCCUCACCAUUAGGGUGUGGGCAGCUCGUAACUCUGUCCAUGGUGCUGUGUAACCCCUGCAUUAACAGCGGCUGCUCCCGGGGCUUGGGCAGUUUGAGGGAGACCUUUUCCUGAUUUCAGGUGGGUAAAGAGACAUUUAAGAAGCAGGAGUUGAGGGCCAGGUGGACUGCUUUCUUGUUCUUUCCCUUUUUUUUAAGAAUAAUUUUUUAUUAACCGACCAAUCACAUCAAAUCAAACCAAAUUACAUAAAUUCCAAAUUACACAGCCGAAUUUUAAAUUUUUCUUGGGGGUACCCGUAUUUCAAGUUCCGAAGGGAUCCAAUCAACUUCUUGCUUCUUACUGCUGUUUUAAUGUCCACAAAUCUAACCUUAUGAUGUUCACAGUACUAUCCAGUCCUUUCUUAUUAUUUUUCCACAUCUCUUGUUGUUAUUUUCAUAUAUUUUUCCUUUCUCUUUGUGACCUCUGAUAGUCUCCUCAAGCUGGUUAGUUUGUAAUGCUUUCUUGUUCUUUCCCAUGUUGAUAAAUUCCAAUGAGAGCGAGUCUUGCAAGCAGGGUGUGUGUGCUCCAUGGCUAGAAUACUUCUUCCCUGUUGUUUUCCCACAUUGUGGCUCCAGUGAGAGUGGAGCUAGUAAGUGAACACCAGGAGGAUAUUGGACCGAGUGGGAAGCUCUGUGUGGGGUUUUGGUAAGUUGAUAGGAUUGUUUGUUUUGGUAUGUUUUGCUGUCAUGCUUCUUAGCCCUUCAUAGUGGUAUUUUAAAAUAAUUGAGCUGUUUAGUUCUCCUGACCCUUGAAAUAGAACAACUACUAUAACCCCCACAAUAAUUUACCCCAGUGAAUGUACCUAGUUUUAUUCAGUUGCAAACCCACUGUUAAUUGCCUUGGCUCUUGUUUUCAAUAAGAUGGGCAGUAUACAUCUGAUCAUCAUUUGUCUUGUUCAUCUGGGGUGUAUGCAUCACGAAGGGCAAAGGGCAGUUUAAUAAUGAUUUUAUUCUUUAUACCCCACCCAUCUGGCUGGGCUUCCCCAGCCACUCUGGGCAGCUUCCAGCACAUAUAAAAACAUAAUAAAACGUCGAACGUUAAAAACUUCCUGAUACAGGGCUGCCUUCAGAUGUCUUCUAAAAGUUGUGUAGUACUUCCUCCCCAUCAGAUGUCAAGGAGAUAGUGUUCCAUAGGGAGGGCGCCACUGCUGAGAAGGCCUUUUGCCUGGUUCCCCGUAACUUCACUUCUCGCAGUGAGGGAAGCACCAGAAGACCCUUUAAAGUGGAUUUCAGUUUUGCAUCAUUUCCCAAGUGUGGCAGGAAAUAUGAAAAGUAUGCUCACAUGUAUUUGGCUCAGUAACAGAUAAUGAUGAGAAGUGUUUCCUUUAAGCUUGGGUGGUUUUCUUCAGUGGGAAGUGCUCUACAAAUGUGGACACUCCCAUUGGCCUGAAGGAACUGAGAUGCAAAACUCAUGCAGUGUUAGAAAAACAAAGUUGCUAUCUUAUGAUUCCCACAGGGUUGUUCCUUUGUUCCGGAUGAAUGGGUGAGACCAGGUUGGUAGACUGGUGUUGCCUUUGGUAAUUGUGCUGUUACCGCUGUUUAGUUGUGUGUGUGUGUGUGUGUGUGAGAGAGAGAGAGAGAGAGAGAGAGAGAGAGAAGGACAGGGAGGGAGAUAGAUAUUGACAUACAGGUAUUGCUUCUGAAGGAUAAACCUUUUUUUCUACAGUAGUUGCUCGGAUAUGAUCAGCAGCAGCAUCUACAGUAAAUCAUUCUGUGCAUAAGUACUGAUCUUGAGGGAUUAUGGUCUUUGCUCCGUCAAGAACCUGGGGACAUCACUAAUUUAUUUUUAAACAUGAUCAGUGUAAUAUUAAAAGCCUAAGCCUUCAGUGCAGCUGUACAGGGUGGGGAGUGUGUGUUGCAAUGGACCUCAGAGCAUGGUCUGCAUCCCAUUGUGCAGGGAUUGUGUUGUACAAGCUGAGAAAAGCGUAUGCAAAAGUGCAGCCAGGUACUCUGUUGAUUUUUGUGCCAUUCCUGUAUGACAUUUUCUGCAAGGAAGUAUCCCUAUUUCCUGGUUGCUUCUUUAGUACCCUGACCUAUUUAUACUGCCAGUAAAUUAAAUAUUUAGUGUGUUUUGUUGCUUUUCCUUUCAAGAAUAAACUAUUGUUUGAGGCUCAUAACAGCUUCCAUGAAAACUUCCUCCGUCUGCCACAUUUCCUUUCUCCCCAUGUUUCCCUGCAGGCCUCUGGUUGUACCUGGCAGGAAGCAGUCUACCCUGCUUAACUCUGAUUGGCUCUCCUAAUUUUGGGUACAGGUCGGUUCAUCGGGACCUCGAAGCACAGGUUGCAAUAGUGACGGAAAACAAAGCCCUGCAACAGCAGUUCCAUCAGGUGCGUAGUUCGUGGGCCAAUGACUUGAGUGCUCCGCUUCACACUGAACCACCCUAAGAUCUAUGGGUGAAGGGCAGUAUACUAGUUUAAUGAAUAAAUAAAAUAAACAAGUAGUGGGGUUGAAGGAAACUGGAUUAAUUCAAAACUGUCCAGAGGAAGUUUGUGUGAGCGGUUACUUUUCUUUAUUUAUUAAAUGUGUUGGUUGCUUUUUUACAAAAGCAACUCUAACCCAUUUUAACUAGAAAACGGAUACAUUAACACUGGGGGGAAAGAAAACCAAGAAAAAUCUUAUUUGAAAAACCCUCCAGUGAUGAUGCAUCUGAAAUAGCUGUUGUAGUCCUGAAUGGAUCUGGAUUAACGUAAACAGGCUGGUCCUGGAGGCUGAAGAUAAAUGUGGGAAAAGACAGAGGUAUUGCUACCUCUGCCCCUAACGCAUCCAUGUGCUUUUCUCCUUUGACUUGAUGGUUGUCCCCAUGGGGAGAAGUGUAGUGGCCCAUAGUUUUCCUAAAGACUAUCCUAGUACCUCCCAGUGUUUCGGUAAUCCAAUGGUUGAUGAAUUUUAUAAAGAGGGGCAAAACUAUUAGCUGCUUUCUGGCUUUUUCUUGCUCACAACUUUUCGACGUACAAGUGCAGAUGUUUUCUUUAUAAUUAUUCUUGUAGGUUUUCAUUUAGACUUUUCUGCUCCUGAUUCUCUCUCCUGCCCAAUUUUAUUUAUAAAACAAAGGUUAUACAGAGACUGACAGAAUACGAAAACAGUGCUUUUGAUUUUUAAGAUUAAUGAAAUAGUUGCUGUGGGCUUUCCCAGCAUUUCUUGGUGUGUGCUCUCCUGCUGGCUGCAAAUGUAUUUCGGAUUGACCUGAUUCUAUCUCUGCUUGCGUGGCCUUGAUUCCUGUCUCUGUCCACUCACUUAUUCUAGACUGGCUUUUUAAUUGCCCUUUGCAACCGCUGUGUCGCAGCACAACAGUUGGAUUUGCACAUACAUAUUAAUCCCAAGAUUUACUCUCAGCCAGUUCAUCCAAACUAAAGUUAUUAUGUCGUAACAUUGAAUUUCACUGGAAACAGGAGUUUCCAUAAGAAGGCUUACCCCCUGGUUUCUAACUGAAAUUUGUAGUUGGUUAAAUUUAUAUGAAAAUACCUGGUACCACAUAAAAUCCCCAUAAAGCAGGGCUGGGGAACCUCAGGGCUGGGCUUAAAUGUGGUUCUCCAGUUUUCUCUGCGGCCUUCAGAAUCCCCAGGAGCCCUUGUCAAACUGCUAAUGCCUCUUGCUUGUUUGAAUGGCAGAUAGAGAGGUUUAUGUAGAAACUAGCCCAUUGUACAUUUGUUGCACUCUUCACUUUAGCCUCUGGCCCCACUCAUCAUAGUCACAUGGGCCCCUGAAGGUUGCCCAAAAGGGAAUGCAAGCCCACCCUACCUGGGAAAAGGUUUUCUACCCCAACACAAAGUCUCAGUGUUGACUGGGUUUUUGAAAGAACAUUGCCUGAGACUUUGUAGCAGCCAAGCCAUAGAAGCCAUGUAUAAUUUCAGCCUUUAAAUGCAGGGGCUCCAUAAAUACUGUCUUGGCUUACUCUCUAGCAAUUGUUUUCCCCUACGCCAGAGGAUUUCAGGGGAGAGAUUGCUCUCCCCUCAUGCUACUUUUGUAGAAGGCAAAAGCAGUGGUGGCUUGUGAAAACAAACAAACAAACACCCUCUCAGCUCUCGAGUUCUUGAGGACUUGAGGGAGGGGGUAGGGUCUUGUUCCAGGUUGUGCAAGGAAGGCUUUGGGAAAGGCAAGAAGUGACAUGAACUGUUCUCACCACUUCCUCCUUCCACAGGGAAGGGGAAACUGAUGAGAGCAGUUCAUGCCACCACCUGCCUUCUUUUGAAGUAUUGCACUAUAUCCCACAAUUUCUCUCCAUGUGCUGAAAGAUGGAACGGGCGUUUAAAAAAUUGUUCCAUUUUUGUAUCAUCUGUAGGAGGUUAUAAACAUCCGAUGUAUAAUCUGAAAUAAAUGGGAGCUAUUGGAAAUGCGGUAAGAAUUCAGAUGACAACCUAGUAAGCCGCAUACACAAACUGUUGCUAUUAUACUUAUCCUUUGUGGAGCAUUGGUACCUCUUGUUGUAGGGGGGUGGUUGUGAGUAACCCAACUACGUUUCUUACAGUUUGUGUGAAUCCUGCCUUUGGGGUGGAUUCAGAGCAUUCUGAAGUCUGUGGAUAGUCAUUUUUUGAUCCUUUAAUAAGAGUUGUUUACAUUCUCUGCUUCGCAUCCCAUGUGGACUGCAAGCCUUUUGUGAAGGCGCCAUGUCAGGACUGUGCCCUGUAUACUUCCCAGCACAUUGUCUUAGCAGCAUUAGCACAGUCCUUAAGGACACACUUCUGCUGCUCAGCUAGCACUUCUGCAGACCUUCAGUUAGCCCCAGGUCAAAUCACCUUUCUAACUGCACUUGCUCUGCCUACGCCGUAAUUACCAGUUGGUAAAGAAAGUCAAUUGUGCUAGCCCUCUUUAGAUGACCAAAACACAUGAAUUAAUGAGUGAGAAGAACACAGGACCCCCUUGUUCACAAGCACAUUGAAUAAGGUUUACUUUUUAUCUAUUUACUUAAAGAAGGCCUUGUUAAAUCCUAGAGGGAACUAGUUUACAGGAAAUAAGAGGGGGCAGGGGCGAGAAUUAGAACGCAAUCUGCAUGGGCUAGAUCUGCUCAGCUGGGCUUGGGAAGGUUAUAGGUGGCUAAUAAUGUGGCUGAGGAUGGGUGAUUGAGCUGUGUUGACUUUGGAGUCAGGCAGAAGUCCUAUAAUUGUGUCAGGGCUCUCUGCAUGUACAAGAACCCAUCUUUCUAGCACAGGUGAGAAAGUAUCUUUGUGCUGUAAGCACUACUUCAAAUCUCAUGGGGUGUAUGCGUCCUGUAUCACACAGACACUUGCUGUCCCUGCCAGCUGUAUUGUUUGUUCUUUGAAGGUGCUUAGUAUUUCUGGGAACCACAGCGAAACCUUGACGGCACAUUCAUUUUAAAAUGCAGCUUCGGAGCUUUUUCUGAAGAGAAAUGAACUGUCUGGUCUCUGGAGAUUAAAGUCGAGCUUCCUUUUGGACGAUUAUAGCUCAGGGUUUGGCUGUUACGGGAAAAAAGUAACUGCAGGGCCAAAUCUCGCAAUGCUUUCCUCCUUUGUGUGUUUGUAUACAUAUGUGGGUUGGGCUCUGUGUAUGUGCAAUUACUUGACUCAGUUGGCAUUUGAGAUGCCAAACUUGAGAAAGCAGGUCAGCCUGCAUAACGCUCUUCAGAGGAAUGAAAGUAUAUGGAGCCCUGUACUUUCAUUAAAACUAAUUAAAGCAAUCAGUAAUGCAGUCCAGGAGCAGAUGUUCAAAUUCAUGUAGUAACCUCCCCCUCCUUUUUCCCACUAUAGGAGCAAGAGCAGCUUUAUUUGCGGUCUAGUAUGGUGUCUGCAUCAACCUUUGAGCAGUCUAGUCGCUAUGUCCAACUGUGGGUGAAGAUGGUGACACCUCUGAUUAAGAACUUCUUCUGAAAAAAAAGAUAGGCGGGUCCUUUUGGGGUGAGUUUUGUAAAUUGUUGUUUAUACCCUCCCCUCCCCCCACCCUGGCAAGCACUUUAAUAAACAGGAAAGAAGCACGAGCUGAUUUCUGUAAGAACCAAGGCAGUGUUUUUCCUGCACAGCAUAAGCCUGCUAUCAAAGGGCCUGCAUUGGACGGUCAUUGCAAAACGCUGCGAGACCUUAUUAAUUUGUCUCAAUUUGUCUUGUUCUGGGGAAAAGCUAAAACUCGCAUAUAAAAUAACUGGAAAGUAGUAAAAUGCCAGGCAGGCAUGUGUGAAGGAGAAAUUGAGGCUUCAAAUACACAGUCCUGGUCAACUGCAUGAGGGCUAAAAAGAGUAGAAGGGAAACAGAAGUGCAGAUAUUACAGCUUUGAAUCAGGUGUUCAUCCAUAACACCAAGGUUUAUUUGGACAGUUCCUUAUGUAUUAUUAGGGACCAGGUUCUCUUUGGCAGUAAGAUGCCUCUUACUAUCUAGAAAAUGGCAAUGAUUGAGGUGGGGGCUGAGGCUUUGGUAACUGCUAUUGUAAUGAAGGGAGAUACUGGAGCUCAUCAAGAAUAUAAACCUAACAAAUGUUUAUAUUCUUAAGUAGUGCUAAUGUGACUACCAGGAGCGCCUCAGGCAUUAAACUUGCUCCUGCAGAGCUCCAAGUAGGCCAAAUCAAGAGGUGCCUCCUGGGUUCAAUAAGUUACAGAGGAAGACAUUUGCAUUUUUCAGAAAUUUGGCAUUAUUAUGCCUAACUGGUGAGAGAGUCCCUUCUCCUUGUGGAUUAAUGCUGGUGGAGAUUAGCAAACACAUCUUAGGUGGGGAAAAAACCUGAGAUAAUCAGCAUAUAUUUUCAUACUUAUGAGAACUGAAAAGUCUUCUAGUCAGUUGCAGUGAAUGCUACACAAUGAAAGUGAACUGGGAAAGGAAUCCUGGCCAAUGCGGACAAAUGUACACAGACUUGUUUCUAGUCAUAAACUGCAGGCUUGCAUAAUUAUUGUAAAAAUACUUUAUCAAUAACAACCUGAGUAGCAUAACCACACUUUUGCUUUUUUAUUGAAAACUUUGCAAACAAGUCUUUUUAGUUUCUAUUUCGGGACAGGUGGUGGGGUGACAUGAUGGAGUGGGGGUGGGCGGGUAGGGCUUUGCUUUCAACGCAGGUGUUAAACUUGCAAGAGCAAAGCAACUCCAGCAAGAAUCCACUUAGCUGGCUUCUCUUUUGUCUUCAGGUUGAAGGUCCAGACGUAGGUGGGGCCUCGCAUGCGCGUCUUAUAGACAGGACACUCAUACAUGUUCUUGGUGUCCAUACGAUCCACGGGAAUGGCUUUGAUGAAGAUGACGGGCAUUGAGGGGGUCAGCUCCUUCAGACGUGCAUCACUGAUGACACCGGUCUGAGUAUCCCAACGUGCACCUGCAGGAGGACAGAACUGUGGUGAUGUUUCAGCCUAGAGGGUGCUUCAUUUGCAGCAAGCGUUAAGGAAGGGAACCUCACACUACCAACCUUCUGUCUUUAGAAGCAUGGCUACAGGUAGUUGCUCUGGCUUGAAUGUGCCUUUGCUGUCAUCUCCAUAAUUUACGUAAGAAUUCUGAGCAUUAACAAGCUAGAAAGAGUUGAAUGCACAACUUUGCCCUGAGCCUAUGGCAGUGUUCCUUUGCUCCAGAAAGCUAUAUUCUUCCUUCCACCUUCAUUCAGCCUUGUAGGUAACAUAAACGUCCCUACCUACAGUGACUUGAGCACUAAGGGUUAGGCUUCUUCAGCCCCCCUUUUAAUAUGCGGGGGCAAUAUUACAUUCCUAACCUUUGCCGCACUUAGAAACAGAGUAUUUUAAUAUGGUCAAUUAAGUAGUUUUGUCUGUAAGGGCAGUAAAAUAGGCAUGUGCUGCCCUCUGCUGACAUGCUAAAGUGAUAAUAAAGGCAGCUACUGCAAAGUGUUGUCUGCUUGAUCCUUUCUUGACAAAUAUUUGUGCUUUCAAAACAGACAUAUUUCAGCCUGGAAGUAGUGGAAAUAAUAUUUGCACAAGCUGAAGGCAUCCAGCAAUGAAUGGCAAAUAAUAUAUUUUACUGCACAAAAUUGAUUAAGAAUCCUCUGCUGUUACCAAGCACAAAGGUACAGCUGAAGCAUUGAUGGGGUGCCCUUCUUUUUAAAAUUGUGAUGAUUAUGUAGCUCAGAGCUGUGCCUGAAAGAGGUGGGGCAGGGGAAAGUGGUCUUGCUUCAACGUCCUGGAGGCAAAGAGAGAACCCAGGGACACAAUGUUCUAAAAAUGCAAGAAACUAUAGUAAACACCCUCCCCACCUCUCUCAAAGAAAUAGCACAGAUGAAAUGGAGAGCUUCCCUACAGUAGAAUAGGACAAAGGAGAAACUGCCUUGUCUGCUGUUGAAUGACUGCAUCUCUGUCUUACAUGAUAAGCUAGAUUACCUUCCAUGAAGAGCCCAUGCACAUAGGAGCCUUCUCGAGGGGGAGCUGUCAUAUCCUCCCUGUUCUUCUUGGUAACUUCCACUGAAAGGCACAUUCUGUCAAGAGGCCACUCAUUUUUCCUAGCCAUAGACUGCAUAAUGGCCGUGAGGAAAGACUGAGGGUUAAAGAAGCCUGCUAGCCAUACAGUUGUGGGUAGGGCAAAGUCUGUUGUCCAGGCCUCCAGCUCCUGAAAAUGAAAAUAUUACACAUAGCUAAGCAUGUUGAGGAGGUCCAUGUUUUCUGUUGCACUUGAGAGUCCAUCUCCCAUCAGCCCCAGGCACCACACUCAAGGAACAGGGAUCAUGGGAGGUGUAGUUCCACAACACUUAUUGGGUCACACGUUUUCCCAUUGCUGCUUUAGCAGAAACUACCUCCUAUAAACACAUUAUCUUCACAUAAAGAUUCUGAAAAGCCUAUGCAUGUCUGUCAUCCUAAACAGAUGAUCAAGACUUUUACCUAGUAGAAUUGCAUACAACUACAGCUGUAAAGUAUUCUUGUUAUUUUAUUAAGGAUUGUUAUUAAGGAUAUAUAUAGAAGGUAAAGUUGGAAAAAACAAUGCAAAAGCAAAUAACUGAGUGUUGCUUAAUUAAAAGAUGAUGUGUAAGUGAAAGUUCUUAGCUGUCCUGGUUGUUGCACUGCCAGGACAGCUAAGAACUUGUUUUUUGGAGAGCUUUAACAAAGGAAGCCUCACCCUGAUGCGGAGCAGUAGGUCAGCAUACCAAGCUCCCAAGCUGAGCAAAGAUGGAUAAGCCCGGUUUGUCCAGGAAUCAGGAACAUUGUCAUAGUAAAGAGCAUUUGAUAGAUCUUCCAUGUCUGUUGUGAUUGUCAAUUCUCCCUGUGGGGAAAACAAAACAAAAGCUUUUAAUUGGAUUCCUCCAUCAGCUCAGCACAGCUUUUUGUGGCUAUGCAGACCAUUUGAAGAAUUCUUAGUGUAGUUUUAUGAAAACGGCAUCCCUGUUGAUCUAAGGUUCUGGUUAUGUGAAUGCUUUGGCAUUAAUUACAGCACUUUCAAGAUUAUAUGUUAUGCAAACAAUGUACCGUCGUUCCUCACUUGUGGUGGUGUUUCCAGGCAUUUUCCCUCAUGGUACUGCUGAUGUUGUGGCAAUUUAAAUUUCCCAGCACUUGCAUUGCUGAGAAAAUGAAAUGCACUCCUCCAGCUAGUGCUAUAAUUAUGGGUGCCAGCGCUAAUGCCAAGCAGUUGUGUAACUGAUAUCAAUGAUUAAAAACAGCAAAACACACACACACACAC
Messenger RNA from Podarcis lilfordi (Lilford's wall lizard), 39876 nucleotides. The record is from the annotation of a GenBank genome assembly. NCBI's taxonomy places the organism in Eukaryota, Metazoa, Chordata, Lepidosauria, Squamata, Lacertidae.